This is a messenger RNA of Stegodyphus dumicola, 2092 nucleotides long. It is a transcript of the gene Hat1, whose product is annotated as histone acetyltransferase 1. Lineage: Eukaryota; Metazoa; Arthropoda; Arachnida; Araneae; Eresidae. Gene Ontology annotation, molecular function: histone acetyltransferase activity; histone binding. Gene Ontology annotation, cellular component: nucleus. Gene Ontology annotation, biological process: subtelomeric heterochromatin formation. The record is from RefSeq and is a predicted model, not a curated record.
AGACUUUCGCGCCUAUUUCACUGGAGACGAUUUGGGUUAUUGGUUAUGACGUUCGAUGUAUUAACGUAGUUGUUUAAAGAUUCGAAUAAUUCUAAGUUAUUAAGUUUUAUGCAUGUUGUGAACUGUACUAACUGAAGUCUUGGCGUAUUUGUUUCAUCAUUUCAAAAUGUCUGGAGUCAAAAGAAAAAUCUCUGAUGGUUAUUUAGAACAGUAUGUGUGUAAUGCAAAUGAAGUCAUUAGCUUUAAAUUUGUACUAAGCAAAGAAGAUUUGAAUGAUGAAUCCGAUUGUUUCAAACCAGAGUUUACACAUCAGUUCUUUGGCGAUAGUGAAAAUAUUUUUGGCUAUAUAGGAUUGCAUAUUAAUUUUUAUUAUUCGGCCUGUAGAUUAUUACCUUAUUUUGGAAUGACAUACAGAGAAAAAAUCAAACCUUCCAGAAGUGGUGGUGUUGAAGCUGAUAAUGUUUAUCAAAUUAUAUGUGACAAGCUUGAGUUGCAACCUACAAGAGAUUUAGAUUCGUUUGUAUCUUCCCUCAACAAAGAAUCUUCAUUCAAACCUUAUGGGAAAAUGCUGAGCUCUUUCACAUUAGAAAAUGAAGUUAAAGAAGAGUAUGGAAUUUAUCAUGCCGAUAUUACCACUGUUGGUUUUAAAGAAUAUCAUCAAAAUAUGCAAACUCUGAUCCUGUGGUUUAUAGAUGCUGCAUCUUACAUUGAUGAUGAAGAUGAGAGAUGGGACUAUUUUGUAUUACAUGAACAUAUUAAUGAUAAUGGUGGAUUAUAUCCUUUUGUUGGGUAUGCCACAGUAUAUCGAUAUUAUGCAUAUCCCCAGAAAACUCGACCUAGAAUAAGCCAGAUGCUGAUUUUACCACCAUUUCAGAAAAAGGGCCUUGGAUCAAAGCUGUUGGAAGCUAUAUACGAUUACUACAUAAAAGAUUCCGAGGUUCUAGACAUUACAGUUGAAGAUCCUUCCGAAGAUUUUGUAAAAAUCAGAGAUUUUGUAGAUUGUAAAAAUUGUCAGACACUUCCUAGCUUUAGUGAGGAAAAUUUAAGAAAGGGUUUCUCACAAGAUAUGGCUGAAGAUGCAAGAGAAAAAUUCAAAAUCAACAGAAAACAAGCUAGGCGAAUUUAUGAAAUUCUUCGCCUCCGUUGCACUGAUAUUACAAAUAAAAAAGAUUACAAAGCAUAUAGGUUAGAUGUAAAAAAUCGUUUAAAUGCCCCACAUCAACGAGAAAAACUGGAUAUGGAAAAAUUACAAAGAAAUUUGUCACCUGAGGAAUUGAAAGCUGCUGCUAAUCCAAUCCCUCGAGAACAGAGAUUUGAACAGUUAGAUCACAUGUAUAGAGAACUUGAGGAAAAGUAUAAGCAUGUUCUUGAAAGACUGAAUGAAUUGUAAUUUUUUUUUUUUUUUUUUUUUUUUUUUUUAUUUUUCAGGUUAAAUAUUUUAUCAGAUUUUUAAAUAGCUCCUAACUUUUUUUUUUUUUUUUUCCCUAAGUAUGUUUGCAUUUUAUCAUGUUAUUUCAGCUGUGUUGUUAUUUAAAACUAGUUAGAUUACUGUUUGUAAAAGCCUACUAAUGUUUUUGAUGUAUUUUUUUAUCAUACAGAAAUUCUAUCUAUCCAUUAUUAUCUAAAUGAAUAGUUAAUCAGUGUAAUAUUUUUAAAUGGAGUGUGAUGAUAGCAGAAGUUUUGAAGUGUUAUGUUAAAAUUUAUGAUGAAUUACGAACAGAAAAAUGCCUCAGUGAUAAGUCAGGUAUCUUUAAUUAUAAAAUUUGGCUGUUAGACAAAUGAAAAGGGAACUGUGUUGAGGAAAAAAGUGUCCUUUUAAUCUUUUAGUAUUUGAUUUCUAAUAUCUGAUUACUUAUUCUAUUUUUAUUGUAGUUAGUUAUUCAGUAACUGUAACAUAUUUAAAUUAAAGAUUGGUAUUUUAUUUCCUAUUUUUUCUGAUUAUUUUCAGUGUGUUGACUGUUGAAUUAAACUAAUAAGUUACCAGGUAAAUGUUUCGUUGGAAAUUAUUUUUGAUUAAAAUGAAGAUUUGAGCUAGUAAUAUUUCAUCAAAUGUAUGAUGUAAUGGAAAAUAAACUAUUUAGGCCUAAAGAAA